GGAGGAGGAGGUGGAGGCGACUGGGGAGGCGGAGAUGCGUGAGCCUUUCCCCGACCCGGGAUUAAUACCCCGCGGCGCGGCCGCAGUUGCCGCUACCGCGUCGGGGCCUCGGGGUCUGCUCCGGGCUCUGCUCUUGUCACAGGCGUCUUCGCGUGCGGCCCGAAGGGCUGCGAGAGUGAGGGCGAGGCCGGGAGGGCUGGGAUCAGGAAUCACCUUCAGGCCAGUCUGGUUCGGCUUUGGCAGAAAUUAAGGAAGAAGACAUACCAUUUGUUCUUUGGCAUGGAUAAAUGUUCAGUGAGAGGAUUAGACUUGGCUGAACAGACUCCUGUUUUAUUAAAGAGUAAAGCCAUGGCAGCUAGCCUCAUGGAUGUUGGAAAUUCAUUUGGUGGCCCAACUAGUUCUUUAGUCAAUAGAUCUAGAAACUCAUCAGUGGAAGAUGAUGAUGAUGAUGAUGAUGAUGAUGAUGUUGUAUUUAUUGAAUCUAUACAACCUCCUUCAACUUCUGCUCCAGCAGUAACUGAUCAAAGAAAUUUUAUAUUUGCUUCAUCAAGAAAUGAAAGUCUACAAGGAAAUUAUUCCAUAAUUCUUCCUUCCUCAAGAGAUUCAGCUUCUCAGAAGGGAAAUAUAAGUGAGACAAUUAUUAUCGAUGAUGAAGAGGACAUAGAAACAAAUGGAGAAGACAAGAAAAAUUCUUCCAAUUAUAUUGAAUGGGGACUUCCUGGAACUAAAAAUAGAACCAAAGAUUUGAAUUUCUCCACUUCCUGUCUUUCAAGAAGUAAGACCAAGACUGCAGUAGGACCUUUUAAUCCUGGUAGAAUGAAUGUGGCAGGAGGUGAAUUUCAGAAUGGAGGAUUUACAACUCAUCAUAGUCCUGAUUCUUGGAUCUCCCAGUCAGCAUCAUUUCCCCGUAAUCAGAAACAGCCAGGGGUGGAUUCUUUAUCACCAGUGGCCUCCCUUCCUAAGCAGAUUUUCCAGUCUUCAGUCCAACAGCAACUUACUAAACCAGCUAAAAUCACUUGUGCACACUGCAAAAAACCUUUACAGAAGGGACAGACAGCUUAUCAACGAAAAGGAUCAGCUCACCUCUUUUGUUCUACCACCUGCCUUUCUUCCUUCUCUCAUAAGCGCACUCCAAAGAAACGCAAUGUAAUAUGUAAAAAAGAUGCACCUACAAAAAAAGCUACUACUGUUCAAGUUGAGUCAAAAGAAUCCUCCCAAGAAUUUUGUCGUACAUCUUUGCCUCCCUGUGAAGACAACCAGAAUCUUAGAAAAAGAGUUAAUAAAUCAAGAUGUAUAAUCUGUAGUAAAAUAACAGAGAUUCGUCAUGAAGUCAGCGUUAAUAAUGUAGUACAUAAACUGUGCAGUAACCAGUGCUUUAAUAAGUACAGGUUAGCCAAUGGUCUAAUAAUGAAUUGCUGUGAACAGUGUGGAGAGUACUUGCCUAGUAAAAGUGCUGGAAACCAUGUCCUGAUGAUUGAAGGUCAGCAGACAAGAUUUUGCUGCCAAAGUUGUGUUAAUGAAUAUAAACAGAUGAUGGUAACAAAAUCAAAAAAUUUAUCAGCAUCAGAAAACAGAAAAAGGAAUGCUAUAAGAGAAGAAAAUGAAAGGAAAUUAUAUGGAUCAUUGAAUACUCUUUUAGAAAAAAAAGAGAGAAUACCAGAAAAAAAGGAAAAGACUUCAGAGCUACAGGUGUUGGCAGAAUGUAGGACAGAUGAUACAUCACUGAUCAAACAGGAUGUGAAUUUACCUUCUAUAACCAUAGCUGAUAAAUUUCAAGAGCAACUGGAAGAGAAAAAAUCAGAAGACUCCAUUAUAUCGGUUGUACUUUCUGCAGACCCAGGUACAUGGCCCCGUGUUUUAAAUAUUAAACAACGGGACAUUCUUGUUGAAAACGAUCCACCUCAAGUAAGAAAUUUUAACUUUCCAAAAGACAAUACAGGGAGGAAGUUUUCAGAAACUUAUUAUACACGAAUUCUUCCAAAUGGUGACAAAACCACUAGAUCCUGGUUACUUUAUUCAACUUCAAAAGAUUCUGUGUUUUGUUUGUAUUGCAAACUCUUUGGGGAAGGAAAAAAUCAAUUGAAGAAUGAGAAUGGGUGCAAAGAUUGGCAGCAUUUAUCACAUAUUCUUAGCAAACAUGAGGAAAGUGAAAUGCACAUUAAUAAUAGUGUUAAGUAUUCAAAAUUAAAAUCUGAUUUGAAAAAAAAUAAAACUGUGGAAGCUGCAGUACAUGGAUUGCAUAAGAAUGAGAAAAAUGAUGGUGUGCUCUUGUUGUACACAUAAUAUACCUGAUGUGGUUUUGACAUAACAAGGUCAUACAUUUAUUCAGAAAAGAUCUGUAACCCUAACAGUACCAUUUGUUGUUGUGAAGCUCCUAUAACUUUCAACAGUUCAUUAGCAAUAAGUAUAAUAGCAAACAGUAAAGAAUGUUUCUGUUUCAAAUUCUAAAGCUAAUUGGAUUCAAUAGUAAUUAAUACGGGUUUCAAUAAAGGCAAUUGUUACUUUUUCAUUCUAUCAAUUCACACCUUUUAAAAUUGGCAUUUGAGGGCUAACAUUUGACAGGUUUGGUUAAUUUUCUGUUCUGAUUACUUUGAAAAAAGGAGAGAAAGGCUUAGAUUUAUCAGUAGUAGUUUGAACAAGAUACUAUGUGAACAUUCUCAUUAUUAUUAAAGUAAAAACAUUUAGAAACAGUUUGAGCGUAGAAUGGAAUCCGAAACUGCAGCUUUUUGCUAUUAAACCAAAUACCUGCGAUUUCUUUCUUUUGGGCAAAACAUUGUUUUAUUAUUUGGGCAAAAUGGCAUUAUUUGUUACUUCAUAUUAAGGUGAUUACUUUGCAUUUUAUUUACUUUAAUUUAUAAAUAUUUUAGAUUUUAUUCUUGUGUGAGAAGUAUAAGAAUAAAGAGUGUAUACCUAUUUUUAUGUUAGUACAAAUAUAAGAAAUAUUAAAAAUAUAUUAAGUUAA
This is a messenger RNA of Neofelis nebulosa (Clouded leopard), 2962 nucleotides long. RefSeq names its product zinc finger MYM-type containing 5 (gene ZMYM5). Lineage: Eukaryota; Metazoa; Chordata; Mammalia; Carnivora; Felidae. The transcript is spliced from 8 exons. The coding region runs from base 280 to 2283 and encodes 667 amino acids. The record is from RefSeq and is a predicted model, not a curated record. Gene Ontology annotation, molecular function: zinc ion binding.